Molecule: messenger RNA, 4767 nt
Organism: Wyeomyia smithii (pitcher-plant mosquito)
Lineage: Eukaryota; Metazoa; Arthropoda; Insecta; Diptera; Culicidae
Gene: HDAC6
Product: histone deacetylase 6
Exons: 9
Coding region: 685-4065 (1126 amino acids)
Biological process (GO): chromatin organization
Cellular component (GO): histone deacetylase complex
Molecular function (GO): zinc ion binding; histone deacetylase activity
Source: RefSeq, a predicted model, not a curated record
CAUUCUCGGCUUCGGUUCAUUCUUCGUCUUGUGGAUACGGUGUGCGUAUGCUUUUUUUCUGCAGAAAGAAAAACCAACGCGAGCUAAAACUGAAAAGACAAGAAAGAGCAAUCAGCAAGUAACGGAGCAGUGAUUAAAUCCGAUUAGUAGCUGAAAGUGUGCACCGAAGAAAAGCAAGUUAGUUUUCCGCUGGAGGGGUAGCGUAAAUUUUAUUCGGAGAAGAAAUCUUGUCCACGUGUGAAAAGUUUUCGCAAAACAACCUCCGGAUAGUUUUGGGAUUUUUUUUCUCAUUGUUUGAUCAACCGUGAAGAACCGAAAAUGGAAAUCGCCGCCAGCUAAGUAAGGGAAUCUUCGGAGAUAGAUUGCGUCAUUUGCAAUUUUAAGGACACAGACAGAUUCCACACGGUGCGAGUGGCUGCAAAAUUGGAAUUUAUUGGAAUAACAUCCCCGGAGCACGAACAGCUGCAAGGUAAUAUCGACAAGUGGGUAGCGAGUUUCAGCUACCUACGCACGCACAUCACAGAACAACAGCCAAAUCGGUACAAUGGUUUUUGAAGUGGAAUUUGCCUAAACUGCGAGUUCAAAAUUGUAGAUAAAUUUCUGCAAUUUUCAUAGACCGUCCCCCGGAUUCGAUUGAUAUUAUUGGAACAACAUAUUUUAGAAGACCUUGUACAUCGCGCAAACAUGAGUUCAACCGUCACAACCCGCCGAGGUGCCCAAAAGUCAAAAAUCACAACCCGUGCCCAGCAGGCAGCUGUCGCAGCCGAGGAAGCGGAACGCAAAAGCAAAUUUUACGGCCGCAAACCGAAUACUACACUAGCAGAGGCGAAAAAACGAGGCAAGUUGAAAAUGUCAACCCAAAGUAACCAACCAGGACCGGACGGACAGCCGGGGGCAGUCGAUCAGCCAACAGGACAACUGAAGGACAUCUACGGGAAUGCGUUGUCUGCCGUAGAGCUUAUGCGGGGCGCUACCGGACUGGUUUAUGACAAACGGAUGGCCGAACAUCGGUGCCUGUGGGAUCAGGGCUAUCCGGAGUGUCCGGAAAGAUUUACCCGGGUGCUGGAACGCUGUCGGGAGUUGAAACUGGUCGAUCGCUGCCAAUUGAUUGAACCUCGAAUGGCAACCGAACAGGAACUGCUAACCAAGCACACCCCCGAGCAGGUGGAGAUCCUGAAGGCGACGAGGGAUUUUCGCGAUAGCGACGCACUGGAAGAGCUAAGCUCGCAUUAUGAUGCGAUUUUUAUUCACCCGUCUUCCUACGAGUGCUCGCUGCUGUCGGCUGGGAGUACCAUCGAACUGGUGGAUGCAAUCGUAGCUGGGCGGGUGCAGAACGGGAUGGCAAUCAUCCGACCGCCGGGCCAUCAUGCAAUGAAAGCCGAAUAUAAUGGGUAUUGUUUCUUCAAUAAUGUUGCGAUUGCCGCCCAGCAUGCUCUCGAUAAGCUUGGUUUGAAGCGGAUCCUGGUGGUGGAUUGGGACGUUCACCAUGGGCAGGGAACGCAGCGGAUGUUCUACGACGAUCCACGAGUGCUGUACUUCUCCAUUCAUCGUUACGAAUGCGGAACUUUCUGGCCGAAUCUUCGCGAGUCCGAUUUUGACUGUAUCGGAGAGGGUGCCGGGCUUGGGUACAACUUCAAUGUACCGCUGAAUCGGAUAGGAAUGUCGAACAGCGACUAUUUGGCCAUCUGGCAGCAAAUUUUGCUACCCGUCGCAAUGGAGUUCAGUCCUGAAAUGGUUCUAGUUUCGGCCGGUUAUGAUUCUGCCCUCGGGGACGAAAAGGGUCAAAUGGAGCUCACCCCGGCAUUCUAUCCGCACCUGCUGUCCCCACUGAUGUCUCUAGCCCAGGGACGUGUAGCGGUAAUUUUGGAAGGUGGCUACUGCCUGUCCUCACUUGCCGAGGGUGGAGCGCUGACGUUACGAACCCUUCUCGGUGACCCAUGCCCCCUACUGGUGGAAAAACUUCAACCUCCCUGCGAGAGUAUGCAACAAACCGUCCUCAACUGUAUCCACGCCCAUCGACCCUACUGGAAGAACCUGCGACUCAACGACACCUACGGCUUAGAGGAACUCAACAACAUCAACCCACAACCAAACUUCCAUCAGGUCAUUCAGUACUACGUUGCGCCUCCCCCGCAACCGGAACCGAUUCGUUACCUCACCCGAAACUGCUAUCCACUGCAAAGCAGCGAAGAAGUCACCCGCAUCGGGCAACGUCUGGCAAUGCUACAGAUCAGCACGCGUCUGAGCUUCCCACUGACCCGAGUCUGCUACGUGUACGAUGAACAAAUGCUAGAGCACCGCAAUUUGCACGAAGAUCUCCACCCGGAGCAACCGGAUCGAAUAGCCAAAAUCUACACCCGCCACGAGGAGUACCGGCUGCUGUCGAGGAUGAAGCUACUUAAAGCGAGACAUGCCACCACCGAUGAGCUGUGCUUGGUGCACUCGCGUCAGCAUGUCAACGUCGUCCGGAGGACGGUGGAACGGGACGAGAUGAAGGAGGUGGCCGAUAAAUUUAAUUCUGUGUACUUCCAUCCGCGAACCUUUGAGUGCGCUACGCUGGCUGCCGGUUCGGUGCUGCAAGUUGUCGACGAGAUCCUAAACGGGCAGGCCCGCAGCGGGGUCUGCAUUGUAAGGCCUCCGGGACAUCACGCGGAGUCCGAUAUGCCCCAUGGGUUCUGUAUUUUCAAUAAUGUGGCAAUUGCGGCUCAAUAUGCGAUUCGAGAUCACGGUUUAAAGCGGGUUCUGAUUGUGGAUUGGGAUGUACACCAUGGGAAUGGGACGCAGCAUAUUUUCGAGAGCAAUCCGAAAGUGCUUUACGUGUCGGUGCAUCGCUACGAUAAUGCGACGUUCUUCCCGAAGAGUAAGGAUGCGAAUUUUGACGUUGUUGGAACUGGAGCAGGAGAGGGCUUCAACGUAAACAUUCCGUGGAACAAGAAGGGGAUGGGCGACCAAGAAUAUUCGGCGGUUUUCCAACAGAUAAUCAUGCCCGUUGCGUACGAGUUUGAUCCAGAGCUGGUGCUGGUUUCGGCUGGCUUCGAUGCAGCGAUCGGCGAUCCGCUAGGUGGCUGCAAGGUGACUCCCGAGGCGUACGGUUACUAUACCCACUGGCUCUCGUCGCUGGCCAAUGGCCGAGUAGUGGUUUGCUUGGAGGGAGGUUACAACGUCAAUUCGAUCUCCUACGCUAUGAGCUUGUGUACGAAAGCGCUUCUCGGUGAUCCGCUGCCAAUGUUGCAAACAAGUUCUCGUUACAAUGGGCCAAACUCUGCCUGUGUUGAUACCAUCCGUAACGUACUUUCGGUACAGGAGAAGUUUUGGAAAUGCCUACGGUUUAACAAGAAGCUGCCCAGCUUCCGCAGUUCCAGUGCAGAGCCGGAUCUUGAUGGUGCUUUCAACAAGCUGCACAUCGCUUCCUCCGAUGCAUCGACGACCGGAACUUCUUCAUCCGCCGGUUCAUCACCAUCUAAAGAUCAAAGCCGAACAUCGUUAGAGGAAGCUCCGCCGUUUGAAGGGGACGAUCAACCGGGACCCUCGAGCAAACGAACUCCUUUAGCUGGAGAUAGCGCUUCAGAUGAGGCGGUUGCUGGUGCGUCCAGUGUUGGGGUGAAGAAAGAAACCCUUCGAGAUUUUUUGGCUGCCAAUUUAGAGGCCUUACAAAAUGAGGAAAUGUUUGCCGUCGUACCACUACGCGAUUGCCCACAUCUAAAGGAACUCAAUUCGGAUAAUAUUCCAGAACGAAUCAGUACAAAAACCCCCUGCGCAGAUUGCGCCUCUGGCGCGGAGAACUGGGUCUGCCUGCAUUGUUUCCGAGUAUGCUGCGGACGGUAUAUCAACGAGCACGCAAUGCUUCACAGUCUGGAGGCGGACCACGCGCUAGUCCUCAGUUUCACCGAUCUGUCGGUGUGGUGCUACCGGUGCGAGUCCUACGUUGACAACCCGGUAUUAUACCCGUACAAAAAUCUAAUUCACCAGAACAAAUUCGAGGGCGAACCGCUGGUCUGGUCGUACGGCAGCGAUCUGUUGUUGGAUGUGGCACAGCCACCAGCACCCACCAAGGAGAAGGAAUGAUACUUGAUGCUGUCCAAGGUCAUCAUCCGACUGUUGAUACUCUAUCUGACCAAUUACCUGGUAACUGCCUACUUUAAGUAGAAGCGACCGCGUCGGUCGCUUCCUGUGUUUUUUUUCUGGUUAACUUUUUAAACAAAAUGUUUCGUUAUAUUUAUUAACCGUUGAACUAUUCGCUAAGACUGCGAGCAAUUUCGAAAACAAGUAUUAUUUUUUUAACUGACCCGGCAACCUUUGUCGGAAAACUAAUCCUAACCUAACCAAUUUUAACACCAUGGUCUCGUUUCCAAAAAAUAUAAACAAAUUGUAAAUAAGUACGCGAAUUCACAAUGUUCAAAUCACCCUAAUAAACUAUAUAUUAUACCCAAGGGAGGCACGCCGCUACCACACACGGAUAAUCAACAAUGCUAACCAAAGAUAACUAGUUUAAAUCGUGUUUGCAAGUGGCAAAUUGAAUUUAUUUUGCUAGACGUGAAAAACUGAUUGAUAGUUGAACUGUUUAAACCUCAUGUUACAGACCUCAGAAGUUGAAAACAAAAGAAGAAAAAACAAAUGUAAAUUUAACACACGUUGAGACGCAGGGUUCUUUGUUGAUUUUAUUUUUACUAAACAAAAAACAGACAUUGAGAAUAAAUCAAAUUAUACUAGAGAAAAUGCAUCUUAUACAUUAGCACAGUUUUAAUAAAGACGUUUACCAACAAAUAA